Molecule: messenger RNA, 1379 nt
Organism: Ceratotherium simum simum (southern white rhinoceros)
Lineage: Eukaryota; Metazoa; Chordata; Mammalia; Perissodactyla; Rhinocerotidae
Gene: NOXO1
Product: NADPH oxidase organizer 1
Biological process (GO): superoxide anion generation
Cellular component (GO): cytoplasm
Molecular function (GO): phosphatidylinositol binding; protein binding; superoxide-generating NADPH oxidase activator activity
Source: RefSeq, a predicted model, not a curated record
AGAAGCUGGCGACCGGGACUCAAGAGGCCACAGCGAUGGCAGGCCCCCGGCACCCCGUAUCCGUGCGCGCUGCGGCCUUGGUGCAGACAGAGCGGUUCCAGACGUUCGCCUUCUCUGUGCGCUGGUCGGAUGACAGCGACACCUUCGUGCGCAGGAGCUGGGACGAGUUCAGGGGGCUUCAUAAGACCCUCAAGGAAACCUUCCCGGUGGAGGCGGGCCUGCUGCGGAGAUCCGACCGCGUUCUCCCCAAGCUUCCGGACGCAUCGCUGUUGGCGCGCAGCAGGCGCACGGCCCGCGGCCUCGCGCGCCUGCGGCUGCUGGAGAACUAUUUGCAGACGCUCCUGGCGGCGGCGGAGCGCGUGUCCCGCAGCCCAGCGCUCACUGCCUUCUUCGCGCCGCAACCCACAGACCUGGAUCCCGCGCUGCCGCCUGGCAGCCUAGUGAUCCUGCCCACCCCCGAAGAGCCCCUACCCCGCCCCACGAGCAGCCUCGCCAUCCGCAGCCUGGAAGCUCAGACCCUGCGCUGCCUGCAGCCUUUCCGCACCCAGGACACAAGGGAUCGGCCCUUCUACGCGCAGGCCCAGGAGGCUCUGGACGUGCUGCUGCGCCACCCCUCAGGCUGGUGGCUGGUGGCGAAUGAAGACCAGCAGACAGCGUGGUUUCCUGCUCCUUACCUGGAGGUGGCCCCGCACCAGGGGCGAGAGGGGGGCCAGCCCCUAGGGAGUAGUGGGUCCCAGUUCUGUGCUUCCUGCGCCUACGAGAGCAGACAGGCUGAUGAGCUGUCAGUGCCCGCGGGGGCACGCGUGCGUGUGCUGAAAACGUCAGACCGCGGCUGGUGGCUGUGCAGCUUCCACGGUCGCACCGGUCUUCUCCCAGCUGUGCUGCUUCGGCCCGACAGGCUGGGUGCACUCCUGAGCCGCCCAGGGCUCCACUGUGGGGCUGACAGUGGGGAGGACAGCGUGGGGGAGGCCCAAAGCUCCCCUGAGCUUUUCCAGGCCACGACCCUUCCCCCUACGGUGCCCGCCCGACCCCUACUGAGUGCCAUACAGAGCCACUGCUGCACCAUCACCCGUAGGGCACUGGAGCGGGACCUAAGGGGUCAGGGACCCCUUUGAAGGUGUGUGGAAUUGCAGAGAGGGCUGCACUGUGCACCCCACAGCUGGAGCUGCAGGAAAGAGGCUCCAGACCCCCAGGAUGACUGAUGGCAGCCAUACCACCCUCAGGGCUGCGGAGGAGCAUUUGAGGGUGGGACUCCCUGGCUGGCAGGGCCAGGAGGCUAUUUCCUCUGAGUAAAGCUCUUCUGAUUGACCCACACCCCGUGUCUGUGCUGAAGGGCAGGGCCUGUUGGAUGGUGGCCAGGCCAGGGCACAGGGAUGGGG